Molecule: messenger RNA, 1804 nt
Organism: Stegastes partitus (bicolor damselfish)
Lineage: Eukaryota; Metazoa; Chordata; Actinopteri; Pomacentridae
Product: receptor-type tyrosine-protein phosphatase V-like
Exons: 11
Coding region: 232-1344 (370 amino acids)
Biological process (GO): protein dephosphorylation
Molecular function (GO): protein tyrosine phosphatase activity
Source: RefSeq, a predicted model, not a curated record
GAGAGAGACAACUAGACAGAGAGAGCAUUACCAAAACCAAAUAACUUUAAGAUGACUCGGAGCAGUGUGGCCGUCUUCUCUUUCUCUUCAGCCUGUGGCAGACUUAAAACAAUCAUUCACAGCCUGUGUACUGAGGAUUUUUCACAUGAUCAGCACUGAAAUCAUCUUGGCAUCAUUCAACACUCCCGGCUGCUAUUUGUUUCUUUUUGAACAUUGCUUGUAAGAGAAGACAUGAGGGUGCAAACUGUGUCAAGAGCACAAAUUCUUCAAGAGUUUAACUUGCGGUGCCAGUCCUUGGCUGCCAAUGCCAACAGAGGCUUUAAACAGGAGUUUGAGGAGCUGAGCGAUGUUGGCAAAGACCUCCCGACAAGGGCAGGGGAGUCAGAGGUCAACAGAGAGAAGAACAGAUACCCUUACAUUUUACCAUAUGAUCACUCUCGGGUGAGGCUGUCCAUUCAGAACUCCUAUCCACACACAGACUACAUCAACGCAAGUUUUGUGCCUGGUGGAGGAUCAGAAAGAGACUUCAUCUGCACUCAGGGUCCUUUGCCCGGCACCAUGGCCGACUUCUGGCGGAUGGUGUGGGAGCAAAACGUCAGGAUAAUUGUCAUGGUGACAGCUCUGAGACACAAGGACAUAGUGCUGUGUGAUAAGUACUGGCCUCUGGAACCGGGGACAGUUUAUCAUGGGCUGAUCCAAGUGACAACAGUGGCUCGCAAACAAGGUCCAGAUUAUUUUGUCACGACCAUUAACCUCCGACAGAGAGACUGUCCGACAGACAGGAUCAUCACACACUACUACUAUCCCUCCUGGCCGGACCGGGGCAUCCCUCAGAGCUCAUCCUCCGCCUGUGUCUUCACUGAGCAUGUGCGGCAGCAUCUGGAAGCCAUUCCUCGUCUGGGCCCAGCUGUGGUGCACUGCAGUGCAGGUAUUGGCCGGUCUGGGGCAUUUGUGACGUUGUUGUGGCUGAUGCAGCUGUGUGCGAGGGGAAUCCGGCCUAAUAUACGAGCUGCUGUGGAGGACCUGCGUCUCCAUCGAAUGUGGAUGGUUCAGACUCUGGAGCAGUACAUAUUUGUUCACCUGUGUCUGCUGCACUGGCUCAGUGGAGGAACCUCAGCAUGCAGCCCGCAGGGAGCCACUUCGAACGCUCACCCCCACAUGCAGGACCGAUCUCACAUCUCCUCAGGACGGGGAGACCGAGCAGGGAGGAGACAUCACCGCCAUCGACAGAGUAAACCUCAAUCAGACCCACCACAGAAUACAAUGCAGCAGAUGUUAAACCCUGGGAACCUGCUGAGGAGGUUACUGCCCUCAUCAUCAUCAUCACUGAAUCCAGGAUCCUAAUCUAGCAUUCUGCAAGAUGUACAUAUGCGGAGACACUGAGUAAAGAAAAAAAACAUUUGCAUGACACAGUUCUCAAACACAAGACUGCAGAAAUACUGCUGCACACGCUGCAUGAGGACAGGCCCGGCAGCUGGAAAACCGGCUUGACAACAUGCAGAUAAAUGCAGGUGAGGAAACAACAGACGCAGCAGUUUGUAUCGCUACCACAAGGAGAAAUUAAGGAAAUAAACUGCCGAAUCAGGUCAAACCUGCUCUUCUGCAAUCGGUGGCUUACUACGAGGGACAAACGAGAGGCCGCUACCUGUACAAGCAGUAAAAUACAGCCUACGCAACCUUCAGGUCAAUCAUGCAAUCUUUCAUGUUAAAUAUAAAAUGUUUCCUGUGUGUAGCUGGACAGUACAUAGUUUUUUUUUGUAAGUUUGUUCACCUUCACUACUGAUAAAGUGCUGUUGUGACAUGA